Molecule: messenger RNA, 2785 nt
Organism: Chaetura pelagica (chimney swift)
Lineage: Eukaryota; Metazoa; Chordata; Aves; Apodiformes; Apodidae
Gene: RRAS2
Product: related RAS viral (r-ras) oncogene homolog 2
Exons: 11
Coding region: 1-1425 (474 amino acids)
Biological process (GO): signal transduction
Cellular component (GO): plasma membrane
Molecular function (GO): GTP binding; GTPase activity; GDP binding
Source: RefSeq, a predicted model, not a curated record
AUGAAUUCUGGUGCUUAUGACCAGGCAAAAGAUACCUUUGAAGUUCCACUAAACCUCAACUUUCGCCUCACUGGUCAAAACACAGUGGGUUUCCCAAAGUCUGCUAACAUCGCCUUUGAACCAAAAACCUCCAGCGCCUCUGGAGCCAAACAGAAGAUAUUUUGCUACGCCUACAGAUUCCUUGAGGUGGCAUUUGCUGCCAUUGGGCAUGCACACCAAGAUGAGCAUGGGGACAGAGAGCUGCAGGUGUUACCUCAGCUCUCAACCCUGAACUUGCCACCCACGGGCUCACUGCAGCAAGUGGCAUUUGCUGCCAUUGGGCAUGCACACCAAGAUGAGCAUGGGGACAGAGAGCUGCAGGUGUUACCUCAGCUCUCAACCCUGAACUUGCCACCCACGGGCUCACUGCAGCAAGUUGGCAGUUGCAGGACACCACAGCAGCCCUCUCACUUGGGGGCAUGUUCUGGCACAGGCUCCUCUGGGAUGCUGGGGGCUCCCUGGCCAGCAAGGUCUUCAGCCCAGAGACAGGUCUUGGAAGAUGCUAUGGAGACCCCUGUGAUGGUCUCAGGCAGCUCUCUGCUGGGGGCACAAACAAACCUCUGGGAAUGUUCUGGUGUACUCCCAUACUGCGAGGAAGACAGGCCAGUGUUGACCUCAGUAGAUGGAAAGAGUAUGUGCGAUGGCCACCUGCCAAGUGUUCUGGACGUCCAGAAACAUGACCAAAAAAAGGCAGGUCAGCCCCGAAGCCUGUCUCCGGCAGAGGCAGCAGAACAAGGGAGCGCAGCCCGCGGGCAGAGCGCUCUGCCCGUGUACAGAAAAGGACGAAUAUGCGCCUGUGACACCCGAGGGUGGGUGACACUCGGGGGAGCGGAGUGUUCUGUAUGUAUUUGUCUUACAAACGUGUUUUAUUUUCUGCAGUCCUAUUUUGUUACGGAUUAUGAUCCAACGAUUGAAGAUUCCUACACCAAGCAAUGUGUGAUAGAUGAAAGAGCUGCACGCUUGGACAUUCUGGAUACAGCAGGACAAGAAGAAUUUGGAGCUAUGCGUGAGCAGUACAUGAGGACAGGGGAGGGUUUUCUGCUUGUUUUCUCAGUCACGGAUAGAGGAAGUUUUGAAGAAAUCUAUAAGUUUCAGCGACAAAUUCUUAGAGUGAAAGAUCGCGAUGAGUUUCCGAUGAUUCUAGUUGGUAAUAAAGCAGAUCUGGACCACCAAAGACAGGUGACGCAAGAGGAAGGACAGCAGCUAGCACGGCAGCUUAAAGUAACAUACAUGGAAGCCUCUGCAAAAAUCAGGUUGAAUGUAGACCAAGCCUUUCAUGAACUUGUCAGAGUUAUAAGGAAAUUUCAAGAACAAGAGUGCCCUCCUUCACCAGAGCCAACACGGAAAGAAAAAGACAAGAAGGGCUGCCAUUGUGUUAUUUUCUGAGAAGCCCAAGAGCCAAGCUAUCAACUGCCAGAUUUUUUUAAUCUUUCCAUCAUUUUACAUCACUUCUGGUAUUGUUCUAGCCUUAUAUGUGCAUGUCCUAAAAGUGGUCACCAGAAUAGCCUUAGUCCAAGAAGCUGGCAGAAUAGUUCUUGAAGAAGACUCAGUCAUUCUGGGGCAGACUUCAAAACAAAACACUAAGGCUGCUUCUUUAAUACCACAGUUCCUUCCUUCUCUCCCUUAAGAGCUUGCACCUUGUGGAGUUUUAUUCGCAAAGGAGAUGAAACAAAGCUGUGUAGGACAAGGUGUUGAAGUCAUGCAUAAGUUGUCUCUUGUGAAUUAAUUUAUUUUUACUUCUGAUAUUCUUAGCUAUUAUGAAGACCUAUACUGAAGUAUAGAGAACACUUUCAAAAGAAGGGGUGGAUUGGCUUUUUUUGCCCUCAGUUAAAUUAGACUUGAGUAUUUAGCUAGCCUUAAAAAACCUACACUGAAUUUCAUUGUCAGCAGAAAUUUUCAUCUCUCAUUUAUGCUGCAGUUUUGUUUCAGUGGCCAAAACAGUCUACUGUAUUUAUUUUAUGAAUCCAGAACAGCUAUGGGAUGAUUACUACUACUAUUAGGAUAUGGCCAAAUACCUGAGCUCAUUCUGGAUUUGAGGCAUUUUAGCUUAUUAAGGAAUUUCACAUCACGUGUUUGAAAAGAAAUUGUGUCUUCCUUUGUAUUUCUGGGUAAGGGAUUAAGGAAAACUAAAAUUGUAGCUGUUUUUGUUUCAUGUGAUAUAAAAAUGAAUUUGAUCUUUCCAUUGUCAGAGAUGAUUAAAUGUUUUUGCUAUAUACUUUUAUACAUUAUUUUCUUAUCAAACUAGUUAACAAGUAUUUUUAUAUGUUUGUAAGCAAAUAUGCUUUCACAGCAUAACUUGUGUAUAUGUAAAGAUGAGUAUUUAAUUCUCACAGUUCACUUUUAACUGACAAAAUGUGGGAUUUGCCAAAAUGUGGUCAACUUCUCCUUACUCUUUGAGUUAUACCCAAGAAUGGCCAAUUAUGUGCCUGCCCAACACGCCCAUAAAGUAAAAUCUAGUGUUGUUUUUAAUGAAUUUCAGUAUCCCUUACUAAGGACUGACCAUUAUGUGAAUUAUUAAACUUGUAAGACUUUUAACUGAUUGUUUAGUUAAACUGUGGAUGGUUGUUUAACUUUGAGUUCUGUGGAUUGUGUUUAAACAAUUCAAGAGUAUAUUCCCUGAUACUGAAAUACUGAGUGGUAUUGCACAGUUGUCACCUUACUGAAUGUGUCCAACAGUUCUUUGAAACUUGAUUAUUAAGCAAACCCUUGUAUAACUUCAGGUGCUAGAAUUAAAGAUGAUCUAACC